Molecule: messenger RNA, 521 nt
Organism: Anopheles coluzzii
Lineage: Eukaryota; Metazoa; Arthropoda; Insecta; Diptera; Culicidae
Product: cuticle protein 19-like
Exons: 1
Coding region: 83-472 (129 amino acids)
Cellular component (GO): extracellular matrix
Source: RefSeq, a predicted model, not a curated record
CAACUCAAACGCCAUCAGUCCACCGCCAGCCACAGCUCGAUCAACAUCCAACCAAUCCACAAACCAAAGAAACCUUCCCAAAAUGAUGAAGAUCACGAUCGCCGCCCUCGCACUGCUGGCCGUAGCCGUUGCUGCUUACGAACAUGAGGACUAUCAUUCGCAUCCCAGCUACAAGUUCGAGUAUGGCGUAAAGGAUCCUCACACCGGAGACCACAAAAGCCAGUGGGAACAUCGGGAUGGAGAUGUCGUCAAGGGAGCAUACACUCUGGAUGAAGCCGACGGAACCAAGCGAGUGGUUGAGUACUCGUCCGAUAAGCACAACGGCUUCCAGGCUCACGUCAAGCGAGUGGGUCAUGCUGACCAUCCGGCCGUGUAUGGACACCAUGAGGCUGGACACUCGUACAGCCAUGGACACGGUCAUGGACAUGGCAGCAGCUACGCCAACGGCAACCUGUACCAGCAUCAUCACUAAGCAGCAUUUGUGGUAGCUCGGAAUUUGUUCCUGUGAUUGAAAGACAAAU